AUGGAAAAUUUUAAGGACGCGCUAGAAAAGCUUGUUACAUUUGAGGUGUACCAGAGAAAGUCCAGCCAGGCUCGCAGCGACACAAUGAGCGAGGUGCUCAGAAUCCUAAAAUCAUGCGAUGAUUCGCAGAAGAAGAUAAAAGAAGCCAUACAGCACAGCACAGCAGUGUUUAUGGACUCUGUGGCAGCAGACAGCAUCAACGAAAUGAACAUAUCACUUGAAGACAAGAAGGCUCUUCGCUGGGCCUUUAAAAAUGCCUUUCCUGUGGACAUGGAAAGCCAUACGCACAGUCUUUUUGCAUCGCUGGUGAAAAUGUACAAGUCCAGCUACACAAAUGACAGCAUGGGAAACGACAUAGAGGAAAAAGUGGUAAAUGACUUUAUAGACCUUGUGAUCAGUGAGAUCUCGUUCUGGAUGGACAUUCGCCGGUAUGCGCUGGAUCUUGAGAAGGAAACGCCCUUUGGAAAGAGCCUCGACAAGAAAAGCAAAGGCUAUCUGUCUCUGCUCGAGCUUGCGCUGGAUACAAGCAAGGUGUACGCCUACAAGCUGGAGGAGAUAAAAGACAUGGAGCCUUUGCUUGAGAAAAAGUGCCAGAAAAUAUCGUACAACUACAUCGUGGGAUGCGACAUAAAAACUCUGUGCGAGAAAAUAGAAUCGAGCAAACUUCUCCUGAGCCGGAUGAUAGACAGGUCAAUUCAGCAGAUUAAAAGCGACGUUGAGCUGAAGCCUGAGUGGGACCCAUACUUUUCUGAGGACGUGCAGUUUUUAAAGGGCAUUUAUGCAAAAUGGAACGGGUAUGCUGCUGUGUGCUACAACUUUGGGAGCGAUUACUACCUAAAUAUUCUAGACGCCUACAAAGAGAGAAACAGCAAGCUGAUUUGGCAGAUGGUGACAGAGUACAACAGCUACGCCAGAAGCUUGGAGUAUGUCCACAUGCCUCUAUCUGAGUGCACGUCUGAAAGACUCAUUUUUGCCCAGGGAGACCCGCACGCAAGAUAUCUAUUCAGUAAGAUUGAGCUAAACAGCGACUCAGAGGAUGAACACAUUCUGGAGUGCAUUGUAGCAGAGAGCCAGCUGGAGGACAAAGAGAACCUCACAAAAACACAGAUUGCGCUGAACCUUUUGGUCUCCACUGUUCUGGGCAUAUCUGCGAUGUUUUUCAUGUUUGCCUCCUCUAUCAUUGGCAUGGAUGUGUUCACUGAUAGCUGCGUGAACCUCAAUGGAUUCCGGGCGUGGGACUUGACUUCCAUUUUCAUCUUCCUGGGGUGGAGGUCUCUGUGCGUCUUUGUCUUUGCCAUGUGCAUGUACAUUGUCUACAAGCAGAUUAAGAGGUGGCUGCGCAUUAUUGGCGUAUCUCUUUCGAGAACCGCUAUGUCUGUUGUUUUGAUUUUCCUGAGUGUUUCUUCGAUAGUCACGGGAUACUUAGUGUGCUUUUAUUCUCCAGACAUUCUCAGCUGGCCAGAAACAGCGAUUACUCUGUACACAAUGGCUGCAGUGUUCAAGGUGGCCAACCUAAUUGACAUCAUAGUCAGGAAAUCAACAUCCAACACAAAAGAGACCAUCAGAAGCACAUGGCCCUCCUCUGUUGCUGUUAUUCUGAUAUUUUUGAUUGUCUUCUUUAUGAACCAUGUUAAAAGCAUAACAACCCCAACGGUUGUUUUGUGA
This is a messenger RNA of Nematocida minor, 1665 nucleotides long. RefSeq lists its product as uncharacterized. The transcript has a single exon. Lineage: Eukaryota; Fungi; Microsporidia. Bases 1 to 1665 code for a protein of 554 amino acids. The record is from RefSeq and is a predicted model, not a curated record.